Molecule: messenger RNA, 1260 nt
Organism: Larimichthys crocea (large yellow croaker)
Lineage: Eukaryota; Metazoa; Chordata; Actinopteri; Sciaenidae
Gene: metap1d
Product: methionyl aminopeptidase type 1D (mitochondrial)
Exons: 10
Coding region: 48-1067 (339 amino acids)
Biological process (GO): proteolysis
Molecular function (GO): metalloaminopeptidase activity
Source: RefSeq, a predicted model, not a curated record
UCCCGAACCACGUGACCAUUAGAAAAAAAGAAAAGAAGAAAACAAAAAUGGCGGCGCACUGUUUUGCACGACUUACAGCAACAACAUCAGAACUAGUUGGUUUCUUGCGGCGAGUUUGUUGUCCAAGAAGCUGUGGUCCCCCUACAGCACUGCUCUGUCAGCAACACCGACGCUUCUUCUGGAGAAAGUGGAUAAGUUCUCAUAAUGUAGUUCGUCCAGCUACUGUUAAGCCUGCUUAUGCAGUACCCAAGCACAUUGUGCAGCCUGGCUAUGUCGGCACUAACCUGAUCCCAGAAUGGCCAGACUACAUAGAGAUCAAAGGCCAAGAGCAGAUCGAAGGUCUUGCCAGGGCAUGUGAGCUAGCCAGACAUGUACUCCUACUAGCCGGACGCAGUCUGAAGGUUGGUAUGACAACGGAUGAAAUUGACUUCAUUGUGCAUCAGGAGACAAUCAAGCACAAUGCGUAUCCAUCGCCUCUCAGAUACGGGGGAUUCCCCAAGUCAGUCUGUACAUCUGUGAACAACGUGGUGUGCCAUGGCAUACCUGACAGUCGGCAACUUCAAGACAGAGAUAUUAUCAACGUUGAUGUCACUGUUUAUUUAGAUGGUUACCAUGGUGACACCUCAGAAACCUUCUUGAUUGGCGAGGUGGAUGAGGUUGGGCGGCGUUUGGUGGAAACCGCCAGGCGUUGCCGAGAUGAGGCCAUCACCGCCUGCAGGCCGGGUGAACAACUCUGCGUUAUAGGAAACACUAUAAGUGAAAUAGCCCAUGCCAAUGGCUUCCAAGUGUGUCCUUAUUUUAUUGGACAUGGAAUAGGCUCCCACUUUCAUUGCCAUCCUGAAAUCUGGCACCAUGCGAAUGACAAUGACAUGACGAUGGAUGAAGGGAUGGCUUUCACAAUAGAGCCCAUAUUGAUGGAGGGGUCUGUAGAGUUUAGAAUACUGAAGGACAAGUGGACCGCAGUGUCUGCAGAUGACAAAAGGUCGGCUCAGUUUGAACACACGGUUGUCGUUACAUCUGACGGGGUGGAUGUUCUCACCAAACUGCCGGAGGAGAGCGAUCUGUGACCUGAAGGCAUCAAACUGCUGACCUGCACAUCAACAGUUAGAAAUCAUGAUGAACAUCACAAAGGAUAUAAAAUAUCUUUUGUGAUAAUAAAACACUGUUAAAGGACUUCAAUGGUAAUUCACCUGGAUGUAUUUAAGCCUGCUGUUUUGACCUGUAAAGUGUAUGAAAAGAAAUAAAACACAUUUUACUUUA